AUGGACAUGGAGAUGAAUGCGGACUUGGAGGGUCCCGUCACGGCAACGAAACGAUGCUGCUUUCAGGAUGACGGAAGCGAAAGCAGUCAAGCGUUCUCGGAGAGGAGCUCGGCGAGCAGCACGUUUUGUAAUCUGGAGAAAGAUUACGCGAGGAUAACGAAUGAGAUGAAGGCUAACGAGGCGCUGGCGCCCUUUGAGGCCGAGUACGUGAGGCUCUACGAGUCUUUAUACAAAGCGCACAGAAAUGAAAAGGAGCUGUCGGAGCAGUGCCUCUCGCUCAAGAACGAGAUCGGCGAAAUCAAGUCUGAGAUUUUCGAGCUGAGGAGGACGGUGGAAGAGCAAGAGGACGAGAUAGUCGGAUUAAAAGAGGUAGUCGUUAACACGACAAAGCUGGCCGACGCGGCGCACGCACGCGAGCAAAACGCUCAGGAGGUGAUCGAAAAUUUGCGACUCAAUAUCGAGAAAUUGGGCCUGGAGAUCGAGCAGAAGAACAAGCAACUGGCAGCCGAGAAGGACAUCACCAUUAGCAAGCAGAAGGAAAACCUGCUGAAGGAGAGGGAUAGACUCGUGGGCGAGAUAGAGACUAUGAAGCAGCGCAUAAAGAAUAUGUCCGCUUACACGGAGGACCUCGAGAAAAGAAACAGCGAGCUCGAUCAACGCAUGAGCGAGAUGCAGGAGACACUCGGCAUGCAGCUGAACGAGAUCUCACGUGAGAAGAGGAUUCGGGAGAGAGCGGAGACGGAGACGCGGCAGCUUGAAGAAGAGAUUGCAGUGAAAAAAAACGAACUCGAGAUCGCGAAUGCGUCUAUCGAGGCCAGCACGAGCAACAUAGCGAGGCUAGAGAAUCUGGUGAAGGAGCUAAAGUCGACGGGCGAGAAGAUGCAAAAGGAGAUUAGCAAGCUCAUGUUGAAGAAGAUGAAUCUGCAAACGGAUCUCGAUAACGCGAAUGUCGAAAUGGAAAAGCUGGAGAAGGAAAUCGCCGAUAAAGACAAGGAAUUGAGAAACGUCAGGCAGGAGCUCAACAGAGCGAAAGAGAGCAGCGCCAAGUACAUGCACGAAAAGAAUUUGACGAGCAAGCGACUGCUAAAGAUCGAGACCGAGCGUACCAGGCGGGAGAACGAGCUGAAGCAGGCCUUGAUCGACAUCCAGAAUAUGGAGCACGACGCGCAGAUCUGUCGCAAGGAGCAGUUGGACGACAAGCAACGCAUCGAGGUUCUGCUGCGGGAGAAGAACAUGCUCUCCCGUAGCAGGGAAACCGCCCAGGAGCGAAUCAAGCGAUUGAAUCACGAGCUAGUGCUGUGCGGGCACGCCAAGACAAAGGUCGAGCACGAGCUAGAUACGCUGACGCAGAGUAUCGACGACGUGAGGAAGCAGAUGGAGAUGGUGGAGAAGGAGCGGGAUAAGUACAGUCAGGCGAUACAGGGAUUCAAGCAGCAGAUAGAGGGUCACGUAAGCGAGGCCAAGCUGAAACAGGCGGAGAUCUUCGAUUAUAAGAAGCGUCUGGCGGAGGUUGAGACAAGGUACCGUCAGCAACAGAGCUUAUUCGAGGCCGUUCGUGUGGAGCGGAAUCUGUACAGUAAGAAUCUUGUCGAAGCGCAGGAGGAGACACGGGAUUUGAAAAGCAAGCUGAAGAUUACGAGCCAGCAGAUCGAGCAAUUGAGGGAGGACAUUGCGACAAAGGAGGCCAGCCUUAUCAAGGAGGAAUUCCUGCUGGGGAGGGUCGAGAAGGAGAAGGAAGAUCUCAAGGUCGAUCUGCGAGCCUCCCGCGUCGAGGUGUCCGGUUUGCGUCGAGAAAUCGAGGAAAUGAAGCGCGAGGAAAAGCGCCUCAGGCAAGCCAUACGACAGGCGGAUAUGGACAUUGGACGGCAGAAGAAGGACAUUGACAACAUUUUGAACGAGCGUGAUAUACUCGGCACGCAAUUGGUCCGCAGGAACGACGAGCUCAGCCUGCAGUACAGCAGGAUAAAGAUUCUAAAUAGAACGUUGCAACGCGGCGAGGUGCACUACAAUCAACGAUUGGAUGAUAUUAGAUUACUCAAGUUCGAAGUGAGGAAGCUCCGAACUGAGAAAACGCUGCUUAACAAAAGCAUUGCCAACAUCAGUGACUUGCGGCAGGAAGCUUUUCAUCUGAAUCGUGACCUAGCGAGGGAAAGGCUUAAAGUCACAGCCCUCGAGGAAGAAAUUCAGACUCCGUUGAAUAUACAUAGAUGGAGGAAACUCAAGGGCACAGAUCUUACGAGUUUCGAAAUGGUCAAGAAGGUGCACCUUCUGCAGAGGCGUAUUUUAAAAAUGUCUACUAAUAUAAUAAAUAAAGAGAGAAAACUAAGAGAUACCGAGAAGUUAUAUAUGAAUCUCCGCGAUAUUAUGACAAAGCAGUCAGAUCCGCAGGCAACAGCGGACCUGAGUAAAGUCCAACAUGCCUUACGUAAAAGAGAAGAGAAACUCAAAUGUCUUGUCGCCGAGUUAAAUGUGUACGAAGCGCAGCUAGGAGACUACAAGGGCGAUAUGGAGAGAAUGGGUAACGAGAUGUGCGAGUUAAAAAAGAAGUAUUAUGCGCAAAAGAAGAAGCUCGAAAAAAUUCAAGAGGCGGGCCCGAAAUCCACCGACGCACCCAUUCUUCCAAACGUUCCGGUUUCUGGUAGGAAAUUCUGCGGGGGCGGCUUCAAUAUGACAACACCCGCAUCGAGAAAUUGUUACGCUCUGGAUUCCUCGGCGAGCAGAUAAGACAAAAGACAACAAAGAUCAAAUCGGGUAACGUUAUCACAAAUACUUUUAUAAUUCUAUUUUUCUGUGUACGGUGUGUGUAUUAUUAAAUUAUUAUAUUCAUCUCAUGAGAUAA
Messenger RNA from Cataglyphis hispanica, 2839 nucleotides. RefSeq names its product cilia- and flagella-associated protein 58-like. The transcript has 12 exons. Bases 1 to 2724 code for a protein of 907 amino acids. NCBI's taxonomy places the organism in Eukaryota, Metazoa, Arthropoda, Insecta, Hymenoptera, Formicidae. The record is from RefSeq and is a predicted model, not a curated record. Gene Ontology annotation, cellular component: cytoskeleton.